UGCCUAAAGCAACUUCAAAUACUCCUCUCUUGCUCUUUGGCCAGAGACAACCACUGCUGUCUCUGGGGUCCUGGCUUCCGCACCCUUGGGAGCCCGGAAUCGGAUUAUCCCCAGGCAGGGAGACGUCAGUAUCAGACCUAUCCCAACUUGGGAGGUUUCGCCAUGGGCUGUCCAGGAUACUCCGUCCUCCAUGUUCUCCUGGGCUUGGCUUGGGUACAGCUGGGAGUCACGCAAGCACAGAAAGGAUUCCACUGCUAUUUCUUCCCAGACUGUGGCAACUGCUACCAGCUCAGUCCAGGCGUCAUUGCAGGCGUGGUACUGGGAGAUCUGUUGCUGACUUUACUCAUUGCAUUGGCUGUUUACUAUGUGGCCGGCUGCAUCUACCAACGCCAAUCAACUAACAGUGCGGACUUGAAGAAACCUCCUCAAGAGUCCCAGUAUGAGGAACUUCAAGGGCACAGGAUGGAUAUAUACAGUGACCUAAAGAGUUCUGACCCUGGGACCAGUUAUAAAUAACCUUCCUCUUCCGUAUUGCUCUUUUGAGAUUUAAACCAGGAGCUUCUACAUGCAAGAUAUCUGUUCAGUCUCUUCUCCUCAGCAGACCUACCCUGAAGUGGGACUUUAAGGCAGGCUUUUAAACUGUGAACUUUCAUUUGAUCCUUCUCAAUAUAGAGCUUCCUCCAUAGAGAUCAUCUGCUCUCUUUUAUUGUGGGGUGUUUUAUUUUGCUUUCCCCACACGUAUCGACUGCAACCUAGUCAGAAUUGCCACCAGCUGCAACCCAAUGCAGAGUUCGGGGUGGGGGAGGACAUGUGAGUAGAGAUGGAAGGAUCUCUCCGUUUUGGUUCUGUUUCUCACUUUUUCAAUCUUAAAUUCAGUUCACAUUUCUAUAGCUAUUUGUGAUUUAAAAAAAAAACUCCUCACGUAAACUCUUCAGCGUAUUAGUGCGAAUUUCUCCUAAUCAAAACAUUUUUAUGGUUUCGAUUGAUGUACACAUUUUUGCAAGCAGUUUCUCCUUGCAAUGCAUUUUUGCAUGUUAUCUUCACAUAUUCCUUUUUAUACACGUGUUCCCCUAAUGUCUGCAUUUUUGUAAAAACUGGUUGGAGAAAUGCAUUGCAAAAUUCAGAUACAUGCAGAUUUCAAAGGAAGGCUGUGUUUCAGUUCUCAUCUUGUUUCAGAAAGUGAGAAGUUGAUAGAUUCGGACUCAAAUGUGAACUGAAUGGAAUUUCUCCCACAUCCCUGCAUGUCAGCCCAGUGUUCUUCAAUCAGGAGCCCCUUCUUCAAAUGUAAAAGCUCUGGCUGAUAGCCAAAUGGCACUGCAACCUGGGUGAUGCUGUACCAUGCAUGGGGGGGGGAGAGAAUUUUGAUUCAGUUCUCAUUUGAAGGCAAGCUUACCUAAUUUACAAUUUCCAAAAUAAAACACAAACCAAAACCCAGCCAUCCUUUGACAUUCAUGCUUCUCCAGAUUUUGCAGCGCAGUUCUCCAAUCAAGUCAUGUAUACUGAAAUGCAUAUACUAGAGUCAAGGGUGCAUAUAAAUACAUGUGUUAGUGAGAAUACCUACAAAAAUGCAUUAUAUUCAGGAAAAUUGCUUUGCAAAAGUGUGUAUAGAUGAGAGAAAAUUCACACGAAAAGACUGCUGAAUUUUCAAGAGGAUUUAAAAAACAAUAAUUUGCAAACUGAUGUGGAAGUCUGGAGAACUAAACUUAAGAAUAUAAAAAUGAGAAACUCAGGGAAACCAAAACUGACGUAUUAUUUGCCCAUCCCUAGUUAUGCAUGGCAUUGAUUGGAUCUAAGGCACAAGGCACAUGCACCCAAGAAAGAUGUGCCACACAGUUCCUAUUGCCCCAAGGACCAACAAUAUUUUUUUCUUAUGAUGUUCAGAUCUCUUUAGGGCACAGUCCAUUAAGACAUUCUUAUUCCACUGAAAUGAAUGGGAGCUGCACCAGGGAGCAUAGAGGAAAGUUGCCUUACUUUAGCUCAAGCUAUUUGUCCAUCUCUAGAGAGCCAGUGUGGUGUAGUGGUUAAGGUGUUGGACUAGGACCUGGGAGACCAGGGUUCGAGUCCCCACAUAGCCAUGAUGCUCACUGGGUGACCUUGGGCCAGUCACUGCCUCUCAGCCUCAGAGUGAGGCAACGGUAAACCCCCUCUGAAUAUCCCUUACCAUGAAAACCCUAUUCGUAGAGUCGCCAUAAGUCGGAAUCGACUUGAAGGCAGUCCAUCAUCAUCAUCAUUUGUCCAUCUAGUCUUGUAUUUGUCUCCUCUGACAGGCAGCAGCUCUCCAGGGUCUCAAGCAGAGGAUUUUGUCCCAUCAUCUGACACAUGAUCCUUCUUUUUAACUGGAGAUGCCAGGGAGUGGACCAGGGGGCUUCAGUCUGUAAAGCCAGUGAGACCUGGGAGACCAGGGGUCAAAUGCCCACAUAGCCUUGAAGCUCACUGGGUGACCUUGGGCCAGUCGCUGCCUCCCAGCCUCAGAGGAAGGCAAUGGUAAACCACCUCUGAAUACCCCUUACCAUGAAAACCCUAUUCAUAGGGUCGCCAUAAGUCGGGAUCAACUUGGAGGCCGUCCAUUUCCAUUCACCCUCUCUCACACACCAGAUUUGUCAGUUUCUUUAUGUAAGCCAUAUCCCAAACUUUGACUAACUGAAACUACAAUGGGUGAAAUGGUACUUUUCAAAUCCUGACAAAUUGUCAUUCUGGCUGCUCUUAACAAACGGAUUGUCAUUUAUUUAUUAUUUAUUUAUUAAAUUUAUAUCCCACCCUUCCCCCCAGAACUAGCCCAGGAUGGCAAAUACAAACGCAAAAAGCACUUUAAAACAUCUUAAAAGCAAAAGGCUUUAAAACGUAUUAAAACAAAACAUCUUUUAAAACAUCUUAAGAACAAAACAUCUUAAUAAAGCAAUUCCAGCACAGACGCAGACUGAAAUAAGGUCUCUACUUAAAAGGCUUGUUGAAAAAGAAAGGUCUUCAGUAGGUGCCUAAAAGGUAACAGAUAACAAAGAUGGUGCCAUGUCUAAAUCCUGUUCUGGUACAUGGACCUUGAGAUCUCUGAAUAGUAUUAUAGGGUCUCUAGGAAGAUCAUGUCAUUUUGUUUCUCACUUCUGUUAAUACAGAAUCCCCAAAAUUUUGAAUCAUUGGACAGGUCCACAUGAUAUGAAAUAUAUUUGCUCUGGAUGUUUUAUGUUUCCAGCAUUGGCCACUAAUUUCUGGAUAUAUUUUAUUUAAUUGAACUGGUGCCAUAUACCACCUGCUUAAUAAUUCAUUUAAAAUAUCCUUAAGAUGCACAGAGUAAAUCAAGAGACUUUUUCCCCCCAAUCCAGCUCUGUUUAUCUGCUGAAACUACAGUUGACAUUUCUAGUUUCCAUUUAACUUAGUAAUUAUGACCAGAGGGCUCUAAAACAGUUACUGUCUUAUAUAUCCCACCCAAGAGUCCUCUGACUGGGCUAAUGGAUGUAAUUAAUAUUUUAAAACCUGUACAGUCUCCUAAUGAACCAUGAAUCCAUAACAAUUUAGCUAAAUAUUUCUUUCAGUGCACAUUACAGGACUUUUGAGACUACUUCCUGAAACUGCUAUGUGUGACCCUCACACAUAGGGAUAGGGAAGAAAUUAAAUUCAGUUCACAUUUAUAGGCAAAUCAACCUAAUUUUCAUUUUUUGAAAUAAUACGUGAAUUAAACACAGCUAUCCUUCAAAAUUUACCAUUCUCUGAAUUUUGCAAUGCAGUAGUGUGUAAAAAAAUGCAUUAUAGGAGGGGAAACUGCUUUGUAAAAAUGUGUAUAUUAGGCAAAAUUGCAUACAAAGAUCCUUAUACUUAUGAGAAAUUUACACUAAAAUACUGAUGAAUUUUCAUGCUGGCUUGUUUUUUAAAAAACAUCGCAAAAGCCACAUUCACAGUGGUUCUUAAACUUGUUUUUCCCCAUGGACCACUUCAAAACUGCUGAUGGUCUUGGUGGACCACUUAGGCAACAUUCACACAAAACAUGAUUCCACUAUUAGUCCACUUUAAACAGUCAUGGCUUCCCCCAAAGAAUCCUGGGAAGUGUAGUUUGUGCUGAGUUGUUAGGAGACUCCUAUUCCUCUCACACAGCUACAAUCCCCAGAGUUCUCUGGGAAGAGGACUGCCUGUUAAACCACUCUGUCCACUGGAGCUCAGGAGAAAAGGAGCCUCCUAACAACUCUCAGCUCCCUUCACAAACUACGUUUCCCAG
This is a messenger RNA of Rhineura floridana, 4204 nucleotides long. It is a transcript of the gene TYROBP, whose product is annotated as transmembrane immune signaling adaptor TYROBP. Gene Ontology annotation, cellular component: cell surface. The record is from RefSeq and is a predicted model, not a curated record. Gene Ontology annotation, molecular function: signaling receptor binding. Lineage: Eukaryota; Metazoa; Chordata; Lepidosauria; Squamata; Rhineuridae. The coding region runs from base 163 to 516 and encodes 117 amino acids. The transcript is spliced from 5 exons. Gene Ontology annotation, biological process: positive regulation of natural killer cell activation; neutrophil activation involved in immune response; positive regulation of macrophage fusion.